UUUGCGCACGUGUCAUGAUUCGUGUUGGAUCAUUUCUUAAUAAGUUCCUUACUAUCUAGCUCGUAACAGGAAAAUCCUACCAAUUGGUUGAGAGUCCGAAUUGUUACUCGUGACACUUUAACGAUGACGCGAAGAAUUACUGUUAAAUGAACGUGAAUAUGAUGCUUCGAAGUGACUUGUGAAGUAUUCGAAUUCUCUUGUGCGGCAUGGUUUACUCUUGUACAAGUAGCUAUAGUAUGUGGAAUAGAAUCGAUCAUGGAUGCAAGUAAGAAAUAUGAUAAUCCAAAUCCAAAAUUGUCAGCGAAUCUCUUUAGUAAACUGGUUUUUUGGUGGCUGAAACCUUUGUUUUGGUAUGGAAGGAAUCAUGAUCUUGAAAUUAAAGAUAUUUAUAAUGUUAUGCCAAAUGAUGUUAGUCAAUGUCUUGGAGAUACACUUGAAAGAAAUUGGUUUCAAGAAAUUAAAUUAGCAGAAGAAGCUGAUAAAAAACCAAGGUUUUUUAAUGCUUUAAAGAAAACAUUUGCAUGGUCAUUUACUUAUUAUGGAGGAUGGCAAUUUUUUUUAUCAGUUGUUUUAAGGGUUUUACAACCAUACGUGUUAGGUUUCCUUAUUUGGCAUUUUGAUCCUAGAGCAACAUCCACUGCCACUAAUGCAUAUAUUUAUGCUUCAGCUCUUAUACUUAUAUCCUUAUUUGGUGCUUUAAUUAUUCAUCAUUCUACAUUAGGUUUAAUGGAAGUUGGAAUGAGAAUGAGAAUAGCAUGUUCUUCAAUAAUGUAUAGAAAGAUUUUACGUUUAUCAAAAUCAUCUACUAAUGUCACUACUCCUGGGCAAAUUAUAAACUUACUAUCAAAUGAUGUAGCAAGAUUUGAACAAUUAUUUAUAUCAUUACAUUUUAUUUGGAUUUUACCAAUUCAGGGUGCUCUCAUCACUUUUAUGAUAUGGGAAAAUGUAGGAAUUGCAUCUUUAGCUGGUGUUUUUCUUAUAAGUAUCCAAACAAUACCACUUCAAGGAUAUAUGGGAAAAUGGAUAUCAAAGUUAAGAUUAAAAAUUGCAAUCAGAACAGAUGAAAGAGUACGAUUAAUGUCAGAAAUAAUUGGUGGUAUUCAAGUUAUCAAAAUGUAUACUUGGGAAAAACCAUUUGAGAAGCUUAUUAGUCUUAUUAGAAGUCACGAAAUAGACGUUGUAACACUUACAUCGUACUUACGAGGUUUUACCUUAGCUACUUUUGUAUUCACUGAACGUACAACAUUAUUUUUUACAAUUAUGGCAUAUGUACUUCUCGGAAAUCAUAUAUCUGCCGAUAAAGUAUUUUCAAUGGCUCAGUACUUUAAUAUUCUUCAACUUACUAUGGCGAUAUUAUAUCCAAUGGCUGUAUCAGCUGUUGCAGAAGCUUCUGUCUCUAUUAAAAGACUUGAGAAUUUUCUUUUGUUGAAAGAAAAUAAUAAUGUACUUACAAAUAUACAACAAACCAAUGGAAAUGGUAGUAUCAUAAUGAAAAAUAUCACUGCAUCUUGGACAGAAAAUACAAUUACGAAUACCUUACACGGUGUUAAUAUUCAAAUAGAACCUGGUAAACUUUAUGCUAUUGUUGGAUCAGUUGGUGCAGGAAAGAGUUCCUUUCUUCAAUUAAUUUUAAGAGAACUACAACAAUCACAUGGAGAAAUACAAGUAAACGGUAGUGUCUCCUAUGCUAGUCAAGAAGCGUGGUUAUUUUCGGGUACAGUGCGCAAUAAUAUACUUUUUGGACAGUUUUAUGAUAAAAAAAAAUAUGAUGAAGUUGUUAGAACAUGUGCUCUCACCAAAGACUUUCAACAAUUUAAUUAUGGAGACAGAACUUUAGUUGGAGAUAGAGGUGCAGCACUCAGUGGUGGACAACGAGCGAGGAUUAACUUAGCUAGGGCAGUGUAUAGAGAUGCAGAUAUUUAUUUAUUAGAUGAUCCAUUAUCUGCAGUCGAUACUCAUGUGGGAAAACACUUGUUCAACGAAUGUAUUAAGCAUUAUCUUAACAAUAAAACAAGAAUUCUUGUAACUCAUCAGGUACAACAUUUAAGAAAUUGCGAUUAUAUCAUCAUAUUGAACAAUGGUAAAAUUGAGUGUGAAGGUACAUAUACAGAAAUUCAGAACAAACGUACAGAUUUUUUAAAUAUAAUUUCAAUGGAAGAAAAUAAAGGAGAUUCUGAAAUCAUAGAAACAGAUGAAAAUACUAAACCUGAUAUAUCUAUUAAUUCCAUUACUAAUAAAGAUGAUGACGAAAUAGAACCACAAGAAACUGAGGAAUUAAUGACUAAAGGAAAUGUUUCUAAAUCCCUUUACUGGAAAUAUUUUCGAGCUGGGGGUUCAAUUUUGAUGAUAGUCACUUUUAUAGGUUCUCUAAUUCUGGGGCAAAUAGGAAGUAGUGGUAGCGAUUAUUGGGUUGCCUAUUGGACGAAACAAGAAGAAAUGCAUGUUCAAUAUAUUAGGAAUAAUAAUCACUCGCUGCAAAUAUUGAAACAAAACAUUUCUGACCGAAAUAUAAGUCAAUUAACAAAUGAGACAUUUGCACUUGAAGUAGACGAUUUUACCACUCCAACAUUUUUAAUGCCGUUAGAAAAUAACAGUUUUGAUAAUAUUACAUGGAAUAUUAAUGCAAAAUCUAAAGAUUUAAAUUAUCUUGAUCGUGACUUUGCUUUAUGGAUUUAUGGAGCUUUUAUCAUUGCAAGCAUAGUGUUGACAAGCAUAAGAAAUAUCGUAUUUUAUAAAAUAUGUAUGAAUGCUAGUAAAAAUCUCCAUAAUCUAAUGUUCUCGUGUUUAUUAAAAGCACCAAUGUUAUUUUUUGACUCGAAUCCUUCUGGUCGUAUUCUAAAUCGUUUUUCGAAAGAUAUUGGAGCUGUGGAUGAAAUUUUACCAAGAACAAUGAUAGAAUCCAUUCAAAUAUUUGCAGUACUAGUUGGAAUUUUGGUUCAAAUUUUUAUUAUCAAUUGGUGGACAAUAUUUCCAAUGUUUGUCAUGGGUUUCUUAUAUUGGCAAAUACGAAAUAUUUAUCUUAAAACUGCACAAAAUAUGAAACGUUUUGAAGGAGUUACAAAAAGUCCAGUUUUUUCCCAUAUUAGUUCCUCGUUAUUAGGAUUAACAACAAUUCGUUCCGCUCGGGCGCAAAAUAUGGUUCGUAAAGAAUUCGACGUUCAUCAAGAUCUCCAUACUAGUACUUAUUACUUAACCAUAGCAACGAGUACUGCUUUUGGAUUUGCAUUAGAUAUUGUAUCUAUUUGUUUCAUUGCUUUUAUUACAUAUAGCUUCAUUGUACUUGAUGAUGGAAAUACAUUCGCAGGAAAUGUAGGAUUAGCCAUAUCUCAAGUAUUAAUCUUAUGCGGAAUGCUUCAACAUGGAAUGAGGCAAACUGCAGAAACAAUAGCACAAAUGACAAGCGUAGAACGAAUUCUACAAUUUACACAACUUGAUAAAGAAGGACCAUUUGAAAGUGAACCUAACAAAAAACCAUCUGCACAAUGGCCUUCCAAGGGAGAAAUUGAAUUUGAUCAUGUGUAUUUACGUUAUGAAGAUUCAGCACUACCAGUUCUUAAAGAUUUAUGUUUUAUCAUUAAAUCUGGUGAAAAAGUUGGAAUUGUAGGUCGCACUGGUGCUGGUAAAACCUCUUUAAUAUCAGCUUUAUUUCGUUUGACUAAGCUUGAAGGUGCUAUUUACAUAGAUAAGUUGGAUACAAAGCAAAUAGGUCUUCAUGAAUUACGAAAAAAAAUUUCUAUUAUCCCACAAGAGCCUGUAUUAUUCUCAGCGACACUUCGAGAUAAUCUCGAUCCAUUUCAUAAUUUUGAUGAUGCUACUCUUUGGGCUGCUCUCGAGGAUGUAGAACUAAAAUCGAGUGUUUCUUCUUUAGAUUAUAAUGUUGAACAGGGAGGAACUAAUUUCAGUGUUGGACAAAGACAGUUACUUUGUCUAGCACGUGCGAUCUUAAGAAAUAAUAAAAUUCUUCUUCUUGACGAAGCUACGGCUAACGUUGACCCUACGACAGAUGCUUUAAUACAAAAAACUAUACGACAAAAAUUUAAGAACUGCACAGUAUUGACAAUAGCACAUAGACUGAAUACAAUUAUGGAUAGUGAUAAAGUACUAGUUAUGGAUCAUGGAAAGGUAGUUGAAUUUGAUCAUCCAUAUAUUCUACUUAAAAAUGAGCAAGGCCAUUUCACUAGUAUGCUCAAAGAAACUGGAAAAAUAAUGUUUGAACAGCUUAAAAAAGUCGCAGAAGAGGCUUACAAUGGUGUGUUCACUGAUGCUAAAUUACAACUACCACAAAUUCUCAAUGGCGAAACAAUUGAAGAUAAAUAGAAUUUUACUAAAUACCAAUAUUGUUCCUAUUUAAAUUGUUGUUUACUUCACAAUAUAUAUAAUAUGACACUUUUAACAAUCAAAACUAAUUGUAUAAACUGUACACAAUGUCUUCUUUAUG
Eufriesea mexicana is the source of this 4438-nucleotide messenger RNA. Its product is annotated as multidrug resistance-associated protein 4. Bases 256 to 4317 code for a protein of 1353 amino acids. Gene Ontology annotation, cellular component: membrane. The record is from RefSeq and is a predicted model, not a curated record. NCBI's taxonomy places the organism in Eukaryota, Metazoa, Arthropoda, Insecta, Hymenoptera, Apidae. Gene Ontology annotation, biological process: transmembrane transport. The transcript has 18 exons. Gene Ontology annotation, molecular function: ABC-type transporter activity; ATP hydrolysis activity; ATP binding.